AUGUUCUAUGUAAACAAAGUAGAACAACUUGAAAAUGAACUUAAACUGCAUAAAGAAGGUCGUUAUACAAAUCUAAAUAAUUCUCAUGAUGGUACAGAUACAGUCAAUGUAAUUAAUGAAGAAAAUCGACGUUUAAAAGCAGAAAAUAAUGUUUUACAAAAGAAACUUUCAGAAUUAUCAGCGAAAACUGUGGAAUCAAUAUCUACAGCAAGUUCCAGCAAUGAAUCAUUCCAAAAAGAAGAUGUAGAAGUCGAAUGUGAUGAUAAUCGCGAAGGUGGUCUAGUGCAUAUUGUUACAACCAAAACAACAAAUGGUGAAGCAAAAUUAUUCGAUAAUAAUAGUAUUCGUUUUGAAACUGAACAAGAAGAAAAACGUCUUCUUCGAGAACAAUAUCGUCAAUUAGAAAUAACAUCGAAUGAAACUAAUGCAAAACUUUCGAAACAAAUUGAAAUUUUAGAAGAAAAACUUGAUGAAAAACAAAAAUCAUUUUUACAAUCACAAUACGAUUCCGAAAAACGUAUUCAAGAAAUUAUUACUGAGAAUAAUAGUAUGAAACAAACACACGAAGUACAAAUUGAUGUCUUAAAAUCAGAUAUAAAACGAUUACAAGAUGAAAUUCAAACAAGUCAAAAAGCUAAAGAUGAUGAAAUAAGUAAAUAUCAGAAACGUUUAAAUGAAUUACAAAUAACUAUUGAUCAAUUAGAAUCACAGAUUGGCACAGUUGCUGCUGAACAAAAUCAGCAAUUACGCACUACUAAUGCUGAACACCAACGAAUUCUUGAAGAUAAAGAAUUGCUACUUAGUCAAACACUUGUUGAUCGUGAUUUAUUACGCACUGAAACUGAGCAAUCGAAAGAAGCUUAUGAAACAUUAUUACAAACUGUUCAAAUACUUGAACAACAAGUAACAACAAAAACACGUGAAUGUGAAUCUCAACAACGAAUGGCUGAACAACGUAAAACUAUGAUUGAUGAGAUGGCUGCUAAUCAUUUACAAAUCGAAGAAAAAUCAAAAUUAGCUUUACAAAGCCAAAAAGAUAAAUAUCAAUCAGAAGUUGAAAAGUUCGAAAAAGAAAUUAAUGAUUUAAAGAUCAAAGAUCGAACAUUAAAACAAUUACAAUAUCGUUGUACAGAAUUAGAGAAUCGUCUUAAAUCUGAAGAAGAACUUAAACAAGUUUUAACAUUACGUGUAGAAGAAUUACAAACUGAAAUCUAUGAACUUAAAAAUAGUUUUGAAACUCAAUUAAAUGAACAACAAAUACAAAACGAACAACAAUUAAUUAAUGAAAGACAUGAACAUCAAGAACAUAUUCAAAAUUUAACUGAAAUACUCAGUACAAAAGCUCAUACAAUUGAAGAAUUAAAUGCUCAAAUCGAUGUUUUAAAACAGGAAGCAUUAACAUUUAUUGAUGAAAAACGAGCACAUGAAAGAAAAGGAGCUACAUUGAUGAAAGAUUUACAAAAACAAUUAAAUGCUGAAAAAAAGAAAAAUGAACGAAUGCAAGAGAAAUUAACUGAAUUACUUUCAGGAGAUAAAACCGCACUUGAUGAGCUUUUUUAUGUACAUAAAUCAGAUGGAAGUCGCCAGGGUGAUACAGGAUCAGUUUCAUCAUUUGGUGGUGGACAAGGAUAUAUUGAUCGAGCUUCAGUAGCAUCAACUCAAAUGAGUUCCGUAGCAUUAGAACAAGAAAAUAGAGAUUUAAUACAACGAUUAGCACGAGUACAAGAAGAACGUUCAAUACUGGAAGAAAAAGUUCGACAUUUAGAAUCAUCCAAUUCCGCAAUGGCUAAUGAUCUUAUUCAACAUUAUUCAAAUGAUAAACGUGGAUCAGUUGCUAGUUUAAAUCCUCGUUUAUCAACUCCACCAUCUCGUCGUCGACAAAAUCCUUCAUUAGAACGUCAAACAAAUUCAUCAUUAACCCUUCGAAAUAUGUUUGAAAGUUUUAGUGGAAAUAAAAAUCAAUCAUCAAAUGACGAUACGAUUAAAAAUUUACAACGUUUAUUAGAAGAAACUUUAACUAAAAAUAUGCAUCUACAAAAAGAUUUAGAAUCAGUUACAUUACAAUUACAAAGUCAAUCAUCAAUAAAUCAAUAA
This is a messenger RNA of Adineta steineri, 2094 nucleotides long. NCBI's taxonomy places the organism in Eukaryota, Metazoa, Rotifera, Eurotatoria, Adinetida, Adinetidae. The record is from the annotation of a GenBank genome assembly.